Vespa mandarinia (Asian giant hornet) is the source of this 1539-nucleotide messenger RNA. RefSeq names its product Mitochondrial rRNA methyltransferase 2 (gene Mrm2). The record is from RefSeq and is a predicted model, not a curated record. Gene Ontology annotation, molecular function: rRNA (uridine-2'-O-ribose)-methyltransferase activity. Gene Ontology annotation, biological process: RNA methylation. Lineage: Eukaryota; Metazoa; Arthropoda; Insecta; Hymenoptera; Vespidae. Gene Ontology annotation, cellular component: mitochondrion.
UUGUUCUAGUUUCAAUACUAUUUCGUGUGUAUUUAAGCAUAUCGAUACUUUUCAUUUAUAUUUUUUUAUUUUUCAUUUAAUAGAAAGAUUUAAUAUAUAAUAAGUGAUUUGUUUGUUACUUAGCAUCUAUACGUUGUGAGAUAAAAAUGAAUUUUGAUCAAGAUUAUAAGAAGUGUUUGAUCUUACUUGUUUUAUCUCGAAGAGGUUAGGUUAUUAACAACAACAGAAAGAUGCGUUUUAUAAAUACUAUUUUUAUGAGAUGUAUACAUGUUUAUACUCCAUUGUUACGAGAGAAACCGAACAAUUUGAAAGGCAAAAAACAUAGUUCCCAAUUAUGGUUGAAAAGACAGUUGCGUGAUCCCUAUGUUGAGAUGGCCAAACAACAAAAUUAUAGAUGUAGAAGUGCUUUUAAAUUAUUAGAAAUAAACGAGAGCAAAAAGAUUUUCAACUUCGGAGAUAUCGUAAUAGAUUGCGGUGCUUCUCCAGGCAGUUGGUCUCAGGUUGCUGUCAAAUUAACCAAUGCGGAUGGUAAACAGGAUGGUUCCAUUGGGAAAGUUAUUGCAAUAGAUAGACUUUCAAUUUUCCCAAUAGAAGGUGCGACUGUUUUAGGAAAUAUGGAUUUUACUGCAUUAGAUACACACAGAAAAGUGUACCAAUUAUUAAAUGGAAUUAAAGCAAAUGUUGUUUUAUCCGAUAUGGCUCCUAAUGCUACCGGUGUACGGGAAUUAGAUCAUGAAAAUAUAAUGAAAUUGGCAUAUUGCGCUAUGAAGUUUGCUCUCCAAGUUUUAAACAAAGAUGGACUUCUUCUUGUUAAAAUUUGGGAUGGAUCUAAGUUAAUUCAAUUACAAAAUGAUUUAGCAAAAUUUUAUACAAGCAUCAAGAUAUGUAAACCUAAUGCAACACGUACCGAAUCCAGUGAAACAUUUGUUCUCGCAAGAGGUUUCAAAGGAUUGAAAAUAUCAUUUCCUAAUUCAUAAAAUAACAGACAGGCUAAAGAAAUGAGAGAACACAUUAAUUUUUUUUUUUGGAAUAAUAUCGUCUUAUCUUAUUGCGAUUGUUUCUACGCGCGAUGCAACAAAUGUAUUUAUACAAAUACAUUUGUUUACAGUAAAUUAUUGUAGAAUAUGUAAUAUACAUUGUUAUAUUUAGCCAUAAAUAAUACAAUAAUUGUUCAAUACAAUUACAAUUAAUACGUAUUAUGACAGUGUUCUUUUGUUUGUUCAUUAUUAAUACCAUAUAAUAUAUAUACACAAUUCUUUUAAUAAAGUUAAUAUUUACAUAAAUUGGCAUAUAAUAGAUAAGAAACAUUACACACCACAUUGAAACAUACAUAGAACAAUAAUGUUACCGACCACACUGUCGAGUGUCAUAUUUGUUUUAUCAUACGUGAUAUCACACGUAAAAGAGACAUAGCCAUACACGUUGAACAUUAUUAAAAGUAAAGUCUAGUAUUAAUUUCCAUUGGUCGUAUGUGUCUUUCGUAUAGGAUUAACUGUAUCAUGUGUGUUUCUUUGUAAAAAAAAAAAGAAAAAAAAAAAA